This is a messenger RNA of Debaryomyces fabryi, 3210 nucleotides long. RefSeq names its product phosphatidylinositol 3-kinase (gene VPS34). Gene Ontology annotation, molecular function: 1-phosphatidylinositol-3-kinase activity. The record is from RefSeq and is a predicted model, not a curated record. Bases 1 to 3210 code for a protein of 1069 amino acids. NCBI's taxonomy places the organism in Eukaryota, Fungi, Ascomycota, Pichiomycetes, Serinales, Debaryomycetaceae. Gene Ontology annotation, cellular component: peroxisome; phagophore assembly site; cytoplasm. The transcript has a single exon. Gene Ontology annotation, biological process: endocytosis; phosphatidylinositol-mediated signaling; autophagy of peroxisome.
AUGACACAGAUAGAUUCUCAAAUCAUAAAGGACUCGUUAUCGUCGUCCACUAAUACAGCUACAUUUGGAUUGUCAAAAGAUUUAACAAUUCCUAUAUCUGUAAAGAUUUGUUAUCUCCAGCCAUCAGAUAUAUCACAAGUUUAUAAUGAUUUAUCCCCAUCAUCAGAGAAAUAUUCUAACCCACUGGUAUUUCAGAAGUUGUCCAAUAUAUAUAUAAAUUCAGACCUAUUCGUGACAAUUCAGGUGUUUGGUGGUACUAAUAAUCCAAUUACAAUACCCAUACAAACACCAUAUCAGGCAUUUACUAAUAAUAAAAGAGAGUGGAAUAAGGCAUUGAAGCUCCCGAUAAACUACAACCAAUUGACGAUAGAUUCGUACUUAAGAAUUGUUGUAUAUGAAAUCAGUAAUACUAAACCUAUAAUAUUUGGGAUAGGAAAUGUAUCACUUUUUAAUAAGAAUGAUUCUACACUUAGGAGAGGCUCACAGAAAGUUCCUAUAUGGAGAAAGUUUGACUUUUCAAAGGAGAUAGAAAUUGAAUAUGGAUAUAUACCAGGAAUCACAGAAUUAGAGCAGAAAUUAGUAGAUUAUGAAAAUGGAGAAUUUCCCAAGAUACCAUGGCUCGAUAAGCUAGUUAUGUCAGAUAUCGAAAAGCAGAGAAACAUUAAAUUAAAUGACAAAAAAGCAUAUUCUAAUGAAGAUAAUGAAGUUAACAGAGAUCUAUUCUACCUUUAUAUUGAAUUUCCACAUUUUGAACUACCCGUCGUUUAUUCUGACAUAACAUAUCAAUUGCCAAUUCCAGCAUCCUCCGAGGAUCGAAAUAAUACCCAAACUUUAAGCUUAAAUGACACUACCAAUACUAGCGUAAUCAUCAAUUCUAUUGAUAUACCAAUGUCUAAGGAAACUAAUAUGAAUUUAUUGAAAGUAUAUGAUCCUGAUUAUGAGAUACCGAACCUAAACAGUAUUAGUGCUAAUGGAAACACAGCACAGACUAACACUGCAAGUAACACUCUUGAUCCGAUUGAAAUGAAAUAUCAUAAGCUAGAAAGAAAUAUUAAUAAUAAUUCUUUGUUAGAUAAAGAAUUAAAACCAUCUCCUCAAUUAAGAGAUGAAUUGAUGAGAAUACUCAGAAAGCCCUCAAAUAUUGAAUUAUCAGAUGUUGAGAAGAAUCUAAUAUGGAAGUUCCGUUAUUACUUUUCCAAGAAUAAUUCAACUACCACUGCUACAGUAGAAGAUAAUGCGAACCAUAACCUUUCUUCGACUAAACUUACAAGAAGCGGGAAGCUUUUCUUACCUAAAUUUUUAAAAUCAAUUAAUUGGGAUAAUGAUUUUGAAUUGGAUCAUGCUUUUAAUGAAAUUAUUCCGAAUUAUUGGACGGUAGACAAAAUUCAAAUAGGAGAUGCGUUAGAAUUACUAGGCAAUUAUUUCAAUCCUCAUACGUUGACAUCAAGGAUAGCGAGUACUUCGCAAGAGAGCUCAUCAAAUGAUCAAGCAAAUAUCGAAGAGCGUCGUUACCAAAAGAUAUUUAAAUAUGUAAUAUUCCUAAGAAAGUUUGCGGUUGAUAGAUUGAAAUUAGCUAACGGUGAAGAAAUAUUGUUGUAUCUUUUGCAAUUGGUGCAAGCCUUGAAGUAUGAAUCUAUCAUAUUUGACAAGAGAAUUAAUUCAGAAGACUCGGAAACAGAAAAUUUUACUUUGAUAGAGAAUAAUUCUUCAGACUCAUUAUUAUCAUCACCUCUUGCAACAUUUUUGAUAGAAAAAUCUGUUGAAAAUGAAAACUUAGGUAAUUUUUUUUAUUGGUAUGUUAAAGUAGAGAAUGAAGACCAGAUUAAUGUUCCUAGUCCUCAUCCUACCCGUAUUUAUUCAUUAAUAUUGAAUAAGUACAUCGAAAAUUUAAAAAAAUAUUCUGAAGCUAAUAAGCUGCCUAAUUAUAAUCAUUUGAAAAGACAAAUUUGGUUUAUAAAAAAAUUAACCAAUUUGGUCGAAUUAUUAAGAACUACUUUUAAAAAGAACGAAUCUACAGUUAAAAAGGUUCAAUUUUUGAGAGAAUAUUUGGCUAAUCCUUCAAACGAUCUAUAUAAAUUUCCUGAACCGUUUCCACUUCCUCUAGAUCCGUCAAUAAUAAUAUGUGGUUGUUAUCCUGAGGAAUCAUCAGUAUUCAAGAGUUCCUUAGCUCCCUUGAAGGUAACUUUCAAGACAAUUACAAAUUAUCGAGAGUUGCACCAGUCACAAUCAUCACAAUUAUUUGGGAAGAAGCAUUAUAAAUAUGGCAAAUAUUCGUUAAUGUUUAAAAUAGGGGAUGAUUUAAGACAAGAUCAACUUGUUAUACAAAUAAUAAAUUUAAUGGACCAAUUACUAAAGAAUGAAAACUUGGAUUUAAGAUUAACCCCAUACAGAAUCUUGGCUACAAGUCCAAUUGCUGGAUUAAUCCAAUUUGUUCCCAAUGAAACUCUAGAUGCCGUUCUAGCUAGAACAUACCCAGCUUCAAUUUCUGGAGAUAUAGAUCUGGUCGAUCAACAAUCCGGAGCUCAUGGUGCUUCUAAUAAUUCCAACGCCAAUAAUGGGAUAUUAAAUUAUUUAAAGUUACAUAGUCAUGAUGUUCAAGCAGCAGAACCUCAAAUGCUGAGUGUAUUGUCAGGAGCAAGUGAAAAUUCUAUACCCCAACCUCAACAGCAACAUGCUAUUACGUCGAAUCUUGGUGUGUCAUCAAUUGUGAUGGAUAAUUACGUAAAAUCUUGUGCUGGGUAUUGUGUGAUUACAUACCUACUUGGUGUUGGUGAUCGUCAUUUGGAUAACUUGUUGUUAUCACCAAAUGGAAAAUUCUGGCAUGCUGAUUUUGGUUACAUACUUGGCCGAGAUCCAAAGCCUUUUCCACCUCUAAUGAAGUUGCCUAUUCAAGUCAUUGAUGGAAUGGGUGGUUUGCACCAUGAAAAUUUCAAUAUUUUUAAAAAUUAUUGCUUUAUUACUUAUACAACAUUAAGAAAAAAUAGUAAUUUAAUUUUGAAUUUAUUCCAGUUAAUGUUGGAUGCAAAUAUACCAGACAUUCAAAUUGAUCCAAACAGAGCAGUUGAAAAAGUACAGGAAAAGUUUUGCUUAGAAAUGAGCGAAGAGGAAGCCAUUCUACACUUUCAGAAUUUAAUUAAUGAUAGUGUUAAUGCAUUUUUACCUGUUGUUAUCGAUAGAUUACAUAGUUUAGCCCAAUAUUGGAGAGCAUAA